Messenger RNA from Dovyalis caffra, 292 nucleotides. The record is from the annotation of a GenBank genome assembly. Lineage: Eukaryota; Viridiplantae; Streptophyta; Magnoliopsida; Malpighiales; Salicaceae.
AUGUCAAUUCUGAUGUACUUCCAAAGAUGGUCACGGUAUUCAAGAGGCCCAAAGUAUCGACAAUUUGAGAAGGCAAGUGAGAGUAACUUUGAUCUUGUUUUAUUUAGUCCACAGGUCAGCAUGCUUGGUCCAAGAAAGAAUCAUGACCAAAUUGACAACAUGAAAGACUUGCAUGGCCUUCGUCAAGAGGAACGGGUACAAAUUGAGGGUUCACUAGAGGAUCUUGCUAGCUGUGAAUUUGCGUCCAAAGUUAAUGCAAACAUUGGUUUCUCAAACGAUAACGAAUCAGACA